Messenger RNA from Racocetra persica, 258 nucleotides. The record is from the annotation of a GenBank genome assembly. Lineage: Eukaryota; Fungi; Glomeromycota; Glomeromycetes; Diversisporales; Gigasporaceae.
GUAAUAAUAUAAACUUGGAACUUUCAGAACAAGCCUUUCCUGACUUGUUUUUUCAUUUACCAAACAUCUCAUUUAGUGAAGCUUAUAAUAAAGUUAAUCAUCGCAAGACAUAUACAACUAUUAAUGGGUUAUUUAAGAAAGCUAUUCAAGCUAAAUUAGAUGCUGGCUCAAAUACAAUUCAAGAGCUCAAAGACUUUAUAAGUAGCUUUAUUACCAAAUAUGCACCAAAACAGAAAGAUAAAAAAAAUAAAGGCAACA